Gilbertella persicaria is the source of this 168-nucleotide messenger RNA. RefSeq lists its product as uncharacterized. The record is from RefSeq and is a predicted model, not a curated record. The transcript has a single exon. The coding region runs from base 1 to 168 and encodes 55 amino acids. Lineage: Eukaryota; Fungi; Mucoromycota; Mucoromycetes; Mucorales; Choanephoraceae.
AUGAUCAAAAAAACUGCUUGUGUUCUGAAAAAGAUGAAAGAGAGUCAUGAACAAAAUGAGCUCAAGAUGAUGAUGGGUGAAGAAACCUCACCAAGCCUCCUUCAGUUUGUGGACAUCGACAUUCAAAAGCCAGUGAAAGGUGCAGGCUACGGCAUCUUGCUGCCUUAA